Molecule: messenger RNA, 960 nt
Organism: Cornus florida
Lineage: Eukaryota; Viridiplantae; Streptophyta; Magnoliopsida; Cornales; Cornaceae
Product: stemmadenine O-acetyltransferase-like
Exons: 3
Coding region: 1-960 (319 amino acids)
Source: RefSeq, a predicted model, not a curated record
AUGAGUCAGGUUGAGGUGAUCUCUAGAGAGAUGAUUAAACCAUCAUCUCCAACACCCCAAAACCUCAGGAACCACAAGCUUUCAUUCCUAGACCAAAUUGCCCCACCAGUUUAUAUUCCUCUCAUUUUCUUCUAUCAUCCUGAAUUGGGAUACGAUAUUGAUCGUGCCCAAAAAUCUCAAUUACUGAAACAAUCCUUGUCAGAUACCCUAACUCGCUUUUACCCUUUAGCCAGAAGGAUAAAAAAUGAUGUUUAUAUGGAUUGCAAUGAUGCUGGAGUUGAGUAUGUUGAAGCCCAAGUUCAUGCUCAACUCUCACAUGUUAUCGAAAAUCCCAAUAUUGAAAACCUAAAACAAUACCUCCCAAUUGAACCUUAUGGUACCAGCGCUGCUAUGGGAAGGGAGGCACUCCUAGCCAUCCAAAUCAACUUCUUUGAUUGUGGAAGUUUAGCGAUCGGCUUGUGUAUUUCACACAACAUAGCCGAUGGAUCAUAUAUAGUCACCUUCACCAAUGCGUGGGCUGCCACAGCUCGUGGGGCUAUCGAAAAUGUGAAGGAUCCCACUCGUGUCGAGGCUGUCUCGGCUUUCAUAUGGAGCCAUUUCAUAGAGGUGGCUAAAAGUAAUUUAGCUCCCAAGAAGAUAUUUGUUGCAAACCAUGCAGUGAACUUGAGAAGCAGAAUGAAUCCACCUCUCCUGGACCACGCCAUGGGAAACAUAUGGAGGAUCGCGACUGCGCUAUCAAUGUGUGAGGGUGAGAUAGGAUUUGGUGAUCUUUUGAGAAAGCUGAGGAGCGCAAUAAGGAAGAUCGACAGCGAUUAUGUGAAGAUCCUAAAAAUUGGAGAUGGCUACUUGGAUUACCUCAAGAGGGCAACAGAAAAUUUCUCUAAUGGAGAGCUUUGUUGGCGGAUUGAUGCAGUGCAAGUCGAAAAGCACGAGUACCCAUAUGGCUGUGGGCGCUCCUAG